AUGAAUUCCCAAAAUCGAAACUUAAAGUAAGAGUGGAAGGGAAUUUUUAAUAGAAGAGGAAGAUUUGCAAGAUUAGAAAUAAUUAUAAAAAGAGACAACAACCCUGAAUUAUUCAAACAUGUUAAAAUCAAAACUGAAGAUAGAUACACUCUCAAAAUGUAGUGCUUUCAGUCUAAUAAUAUCAAAGAAUAAUAUCAAAGAAUGAUAAUUAAUUUAAUUAGAAAAAAUAAUUGAUUUUUUAAGUGAAAGGAUAACGUAAACUUAAAUGAGCAGCAUUUUGAUCAGAUAAAUUAUAGAAUAUGAUAGAAAGAAAUAAAGAAAAAGAGGAACUUCAAGAAUAUUUAAAUGCAUAAGUUUUUAAUUUAUUUUGAAAUUAAUAACUUUUGUGGAGGAGGCUC
Paramecium sonneborni is the source of this 398-nucleotide messenger RNA. NCBI's taxonomy places the organism in Eukaryota, Ciliophora, Oligohymenophorea, Peniculida, Parameciidae. The record is from the annotation of a GenBank genome assembly.